Physeter macrocephalus (sperm whale) is the source of this 1637-nucleotide messenger RNA. RefSeq names its product collagen alpha-1(I) chain-like. The record is from RefSeq and is a predicted model, not a curated record. The transcript is spliced from 3 exons. Lineage: Eukaryota; Metazoa; Chordata; Mammalia; Artiodactyla; Physeteridae. The coding region runs from base 187 to 732 and encodes 181 amino acids.
UCUGCGCGGGGCGCACGUCCUUUUCCGUCACGUCUAACGCUCGCGGGCCUAAGUGGCCUGAUAGACUACGCUUCCCGCACUUCAGGGCGUCGCGCGCGCCUCACGCCGCUGACCUGGAAGGUGAAGCUCUGAAGAACUUUGCCCCGAGUUUCCCGGUCUAAGGAGAGGAGAGGGCCCCAGAGAACCAUGAAACUGCCCAACCCGGCGGGGCCGAAUAUUCCAUUAGGAGUCCAAGGCGGGCGAGGGCCGGGCCUCCGACGGAGAACAGCGGCUCCUGGGACUCCCGAGACCCGAGGCCGGAAGCGGCCCGUCCGAGGGGGCGGCCCGGCCGCGGAGGGGGACCCAGGCCCCGGGCACUUCGGCCCGGUCCCCGCACCGGCCUGCGGCCGGUCCCCCCGUGUUUCCUCCUCCCGCUUAUUUGCACUGUCCUUUCCGCGAGUAAAUGACACCCACGGCCCCGUGACAGUGACCGGGAGGCGUGCGCGCGCUGGACCCGGGCUGGGCCGGCGCUGCGGACCCGAGAGGCCGCCGGGGCUCGGGGCGGCGAGGCUUCCAGCCUUCCAGUGCCGCUCCAACCUCCUGCCCCCCAGCAGCAGACCCGUGCUUCGUGCUCAGCCUUCAGACCUCAGCAUCUCCAUCACGUCCUCGGAGAAGCUUCCUCUGGCCCCCCAGAGGACCAGAUGUAGUUCUGCUAUCUUCUGGCCUUUGAGAUGUCUCCUGAGAAAUUCAUAGAUAUUUGAAUCAUUGUUCCUCGGUAUGUAAUGUGUCGUUUUUUCCUCUAGCUGAUUUCAAUAAUUCUUUAAUUAUUUUUGGAUUUUAGAAGUUUGAUUAUUGUGUUCAGGCAUUGUUUUCUUUGAAAUUUUUCUGUAUGGAGUUUGCUGAGUGUCUUGAAUCUGUAAAUUUAUGUAUUUCACUAAAUUUGGGGGACUUUUUGCCAUUCUUGAUGAAAAAAUUUUUUUUGUUCCAACCACUCUCUCUUCUGCCUAUGGGACUCCAAUUAUGCUAUGUUAGAUCUGUAGAAGUUAUCUACCUGACACUCUGGGGUUUUUUUCAAUCUUUUAUCUCUCUGUUUGUUACGUUGGAUAAUUUUCAUUGUUCUAUUUUCAAGUUUGCUGACCCUUUCCUUUAUCAUCUACAUUCUGAUAUUGAGUCCAUCCAGUGAUUUUUUCACUUCAGAUAUGGUAUUUUUCAGUUCAGUAAUUUUCAAUUGGUUCCUUUUUCUAUUUUCCAUUUCUCUGUUGAGAAUUUGUAUCAUUUCAUUCAUUUCAAAUGUGUUUACCCUGACCUUAUGUAGCAUAGAUAUAAUCACUGCUUUAAGGUUUUUGUCUGAUAGUUCCAUUUUGAGGUUGGCAUUUUUUUCCCCUUGAGAAUUGGCCCUAUUUUCCUGGUUGUUUGUAUCAAUAUGUUGAAAGAUUUUGAGUUGUAUCCUGGACAUAACAAAUGUGAAUGUGAUGUAUUGUAGACCCUGGGUCCUAUUAUAUGUCACUGAAGAAUUGAUGUUUUGUGUUUUAGUAAGAAAUCGACUAGGUUAUGUUCAGACCAUAAAUUUUAUCCCACUUUCUGUUGGUUAUAUAUCAACUAAAACACACACACACACACACACACACACACACACACACGCAUACCUUUCAGUUGAC